Xenopus tropicalis (tropical clawed frog) is the source of this 1178-nucleotide messenger RNA. Its product is annotated as collagenase 3-like. Gene Ontology annotation, biological process: proteolysis. Gene Ontology annotation, molecular function: zinc ion binding; metalloendopeptidase activity; metallopeptidase activity. The record is from RefSeq and is a predicted model, not a curated record. Gene Ontology annotation, cellular component: extracellular matrix. Bases 37 to 819 code for a protein of 260 amino acids. Lineage: Eukaryota; Metazoa; Chordata; Amphibia; Anura; Pipidae. The transcript has 5 exons.
CUUCAGCAGCGGCAACUGACUCAAUAUCUCGCUACCAUGCUACAAGUAAUGUUCUUCGUUUUCUGUUCUCUUUCCUACAGCACUGCAAUGCCAACACCCCAAAGUGAGGAUGUCAUCAGCCAAUCAGACUACAAGUUUGCUGAGGAUUAUUUAGGAAAGUUCUAUCCGAUGAACCCAAAACUAAAGGCAAACGUAUUUGUGGAGAAAAUCAAAGAAAUGCAAAAGUUCUUCAGAAUGACAGUUUCGGGGAAGCUGGACAGAGAUACUCUGGCUAUGAUGAAGGCUCCUCGAUGUGGAAUGCCCGAUGUGUCAGAAUACAGCAAGUUCCCUGGAAAUCCACGAUGGAAAAACACCAAACUGACAUACAGAAUUCAGAAUUACACCCCUGAUCUCCCUCGCCAAAAGGUAGAUGAAGCGAUACAAAGGGCAUUCAAGCUGUGGAGUGAUGUUGCCCCACUGACCUUCAGAAAACUAACUUCGGGAACAGCAGAUAUCAUGAUCAAAUUUGCAAAACGCUCACAUGGAGAUUUUGACCCUUUUGAUGGCCCCCAUGGUGUUUUGGCUCAUGCAUUUGCUCCAGGAAAUGGAAUAGGUGGGGAUGCUCAUUUUGAUGAGGAUGAAAAAUGGACAAAUAGUGCAGCAGAAUAUAAUUUGUUUCUUGUUGCCGCACAUGAAUUUGGUCAUUCGCUGGGUUUGGGUCAUUCUCGUGAUCCAAACGCUUUGAUGUAUCCAACCUAUCGCUAUUGGAACACCGGAAACUUUCGUCUACCCCAAGAUGAUGUGAAAGGAAUACAGUCCAUAUAUGGGAGAAAGAAAUAGGCAAAAUAACAUGAGCUGGAUCUCCAUAUUGUAUUUGCCAAACAAAAUCAGUAUGCAAUGCUUUGUUAUUUUAGUAUGGCAAUAAUCCUUCAGCAGCUACACAAAGAGAAUGCAAUAAUAACCUACAUUUAACCACACGGGAGGGUUCUAGUUGGUCAUGGCAUGAAUCCAGCUUUCCAAACAGGGAUUGGCCAACGUGAGAGUGGACCUUGGAAUCGGCAAAGGUUUAAGACAUCUUCUAUGGACCCCACUGGUCAUAAUGAUAUUAAUUACUAAUUGUUUGCUUCUGUUUUUCAAAUAAAAUCAGUGAUUUGCCAAAAGCUUCUCAUUUUUAAAGUGUUUGCUACAGACAACCCUGA